GUUCUACUAAGGGGGGUUGUUAGGUUUACUGUUAAGGGACAAUCUUAGGGUAAUCGAAAGUCGCUGAACCAAAGUCGAACUCGAUAUUACACUAGAGGGUGUAAAGUACAAGAUCUCCACCUUUUUCUAUCUACUAAGGUUCUAGCUUAUAAUACAGUUCUCUACACUUGUGUAAGCUUAUCGCUUACACAAACUUCCGGCGUCACAAACAAACGCCUUUCCAUGGAAUCCAACGCCUCCACUAAACGAUUCCACACACCGGAAUGCAGCACUUCCCUGCAAGCUGAGCUGUCAUCAUCUACCACCCCGAUGCGCGGAGGAAGACCCAUCCACUCUCCCAGUUACUACAGUGGGCCCCUUGACGUCAAACGAGCAACCCUCAUCGAUGAUCUCUUCAUGGCUGUGCGAGAAGUCCCUUUUCCAACCUUCCUGUCCUCCACUAUGCCUCAGUGCCACCAAGCCACAUUUGAUACCGUCUGGAAGGCCCUCCGCGAUGGGGGUGAGAUUAACUUCCAGGGUCAAUGGUCCCGCCUUGCCCCCGUUCUGGGGAACCAAGAAGAGAUGCAGGAAGAAGAAGACGGAGAGGAGGGGAUGCAGGUGCAGGAAGAGGAAGAAAACAAUAUUUUCUUAUCCUCAGAAAAAAACAUAUGCAAACCUCCAGCACAGAUCUCCGAGGUCACACCUUUCCCAUCGGACGUUGAGGCUGUCAGCAAGGGCGGCAUAGCCCAUCACAGUCAGAAACCCACCUCGUUGUCAGAAAAAAUCAUGUACCGUCCUCUGGUCCAGAUCUUUGAGAAGAUGUCUAUGGUCGCUUCUUUCCCAUUGGAGGUGAAGGCUAUCAGCACGGGCGACAUACCUCCUCGUGGUCAGAAGCCCACCACGUCUAAGCCAGAUGGAUUCCUGGCAUUGCCAUCAACCCACCCGAAAACCAAGUAUGCCUGGGAGGACAUUGUACAAGCAUGGGAGUUCAAAAAAUCGAAUGCGUUGACCAGCCAGUUCGACAACCGCAGCAAGGUGGUUUGGAGCGGCCAUCAGAUUCUACGCACAGACCCUCGCCGGCUAUGGACCACUGGUCUCACCGUGGAGAAGGCCAAUGCAAGGGUGUGGUACUUUGACCGUAUGGUGGUGUUGGUUUCUGAGCCGUUCAACAUCCUAAAGGACCCUAUGACCCUUAUCCAAUUCUGGGUCAGCCUUUUUUCUCUUCCAAACCCUUCCUUUGACCCUACCAUGUCCCUCAAACGGGCCAAAAGCGACAACAGGAUCUAUUAUGCCAUCCAAGCCGGAGGGCGUACGCUCUAUACCCGAGAAGUCAUAUCAGACUUCAAAGCUAACGCCAUGAUCGGUCGCGCCACUCGAGCCUGGUCCGCACAUCAACGAGAGAGUGAUGACAAGGAGGAGGACGGCAAGGUAUACGUGGUUCGGGCCAUUUGGGGACCAGUAGACGGGGUUCAUGAGAAGGACAUCAGACAACGACUCAGGGAGGACAUCCGAAGCAAGGCCUUGACACCCAAAGAAAAGCAGGAAGACUUGGAGGCCUUCAAAGAAUAUUUUUUGAAUCAUCUUCCAGAGCUUUCUGGACCCGUAUUAUCCGAUACCCAUCCCCUCUCCCUAACCUUGCCUGAGUCGCUACACAAUGCUAGGGCUCUUCCCCUCAGGUUGGAGGACGCCAAGGAUCCAUCGUUCCUUCUUGGCACCCAAACGCCAACGUCCAACCCUGAGUUCUGGGCUCCUCCUCCUCCUCACCUCCCAAAGAAGAUCGUCCAAAGAGUCCAUUACCGCGAUGUGUUCCUAGGACGUCCCUACUCCCUCACCGAGUUGCGUUCUGCAGGGGACAUAUUCCAAGCCCUCAUGGGGUGUGUCAAAGGUUUAAAGCUGAUGUCAAAGUAUGGUUACGUACACAGGGACAUCAGCCCAGGGAACCUGUUCUGGGACAAGAGUUGUAAGACCGGUCAGCUGGGCGAUUUGGAGUACAUGCGGCAUAUGAGCGAUCCACCCAAGGAUAACGUGAAGACCGGCACACUUCAAUUCAUGGCCUGCGAGAUACUCACUGAGGGCCCACUGCACCUCAAAUCCAAGAUGAAUAGGCGUGAGGGAAUUUCCCGUGAACAGGCUGUCAAGGUUUUUUCUUCCUCCCCCCAAUCAGAGCCUCCACCCUUCCAUCCCCUUCAUGAUAUAGAGUCUAUGUGGUGGGUUGCCCUCUGGAUUCUCAUCAGUCGCGUCCCAGAGCCAACCGUCCAAUCUGCCUUGGGGGAAGAACUUCAGAAAAGAGUCGAUGCAACACGUGAUCUGUUCGUGGAACUGUUCCCUUCCCAGCCUAGCCCUAAGCGCAACAACUUCUUUCGGGACGAUGGAUCUCUCGUGCAGAGAGCAAAUACAUGCAUAAAUCCGAAACUAUCCACUGCUGAGGUGGGCCUGAAAACCGCACUGGGAGCCUUGGACUUGAUGCGUGAGGACCUGGUGGAAAUGUUCAAAAGCAAGGCAGAGAACAAGUCCUUGUCGGCAGACCCUCACCAGGUAGCAUUGGAGGCCUUCGAAGUAUGCCAUCAGAGCCUGGGCAUGUAUACCCUUGUUCUUCUCACCGAUGUCAAGAGGAAUCCUGAGACACCAGAUAGAAAAUCUAAGCGUCCAAGGGUUGUGCAGGCCUAGGUUUCUCUCUGCACUCACGUGUACUCAUCUCCUGUUUACUUGUUAAUUGUACUCAUCAUAAUGUAUCUUGUG
Molecule: messenger RNA, 2718 nt
Organism: Cantharellus anzutake
Lineage: Eukaryota; Fungi; Basidiomycota; Agaricomycetes; Cantharellales; Hydnaceae
Exons: 5
Coding region: 223-2646 (807 amino acids)
Biological process (GO): protein phosphorylation
Molecular function (GO): protein kinase activity; ATP binding
Source: RefSeq, a predicted model, not a curated record